AUGGGGAGCAUCUUUGGUGCUCAGAUGACAAAAGCUGGGUUUCUUGUGCCACAAAUUGUUGUGCUCGUCUUUCAAGCUGGACUCUACAUUAUUGGAACGUUUGCUUUGAUAAUUAUCAGCGUUACCAGCGCUAAAAUUACAUGGAUAGCUUUGCUGAUAAUAUUCUUUUUCGCUUUGUUUACAACCACAAAUCUCAUCCUUCUGGUCAGAUAUCACCGAGUUCUGGAGGAGAAAAACAUAGCACUGAAAGCUCUUUUGGCAAACACCAAAAGUGUCCACUUCAAAGAAAGACGAGGCUCAUAA
This is a messenger RNA of Cylicocyclus nassatus, 303 nucleotides long. Lineage: Eukaryota; Metazoa; Nematoda; Chromadorea; Rhabditida; Strongylidae. The record is from the annotation of a GenBank genome assembly.